CUUCCGCUGUCAAAAUAGUCAACAUGGCGUCGGACGAAGAUAAAGAUACACUUUAUUGCAUUUGUAGACAACCAUACAAUGAAAAUGAGUUCAUGAUAGAGUGUGACAUAUGCAAAGAUUGGUUCCACGGAAGUUGUAUUGGCAUUCUUGAACAUCAGGCACCAGAUAUAGAAAUCUACCACUGCCCAAAUUGUCAAGCUGAUCAUGGUCCACUAGUCUUAAAGCAGAGAAGAAAUUGGCACAGACAUGACUACUCUGACAGUGGUGCUACUAAAGCUGUUCAGACAGGAACUGUUGUGUUUAUCAAAGAACUGAAAGGAAGGACUUUCCCCUCUGCUGAUGAAAUUCCUGUGUUACGAUUGCCGGGUCAUGCCAUUGGCAAAAUAUAUUUCGAUAAGCAUGGUUUUGAUGUCCCUUUAUUGUUUGAGAGUACAGAUGGACUUGGCAUGACACUUCCACCAGCCACUUUCACUAUUCAAGAUGUAGAGGAUUAUGUGGGUUCAAUGAGAGAGAUAGAUGUUAUAGAUGUAGCAAGACAAGAAGACUAUAAAAUGUUAAUGAGGGAAUGGACCGAGUACUACAACAGUCCAAACAGAAAUAAAAUCUUCAAUGUCAUCAGUCUUGAGUUCUCUAAAACUAAAAUGUCUGAUUUGGUCACUGUACCACAAGCUGUUAGAGAGGUUAGCUGGGUAUCUAAUGGAGUCUGGCCAGAGACUUUACCAGAUGAUUGUACGUAUACAAAACCAGAGGUGCAUAAAUAUUGUCUGAUGGGUGUACGGGACAGCUUUACUGACUUCCAUAUUGACUUUGGUGGAACUUCUGUAUGGUAUCAUGUACUUAAGGGUGAGAAAGUGUUCUUCCUGAUUCGUCCAACUACAGCAAAUCUCUGCCUUUAUGAGACGUGGUUAAGUGCCUCCAAUCAAAGUGAGCUAUUCUUUGGUGAUCAAGUUGACAAAUGUUAUAAAUGUGUUGUGAAACAAGGCCACACGAUCUUCAUACCUACUGGCUGGAUCCAUGCAGUGUUCACACCAAUAGAUUCACUCGUCUUUGGUGGAAAUUUUCUUCAUAGUUACAAUGUACCUUUACAAUUAGAGGUUUACGCAAUAGAGAAGAGAGUGAAGACAUCAGAGAAAUAUUUGUUUCCAUCAUAUGAAACUAUUAAUUGGUAUGCUGCCAAACAGAUUCUUGAUACUAUGCGAGAUUAUAUAGAUGAAGGGAAAAAGCCACCUGCUUAUAUAUUUGAAGGUGCCAAGGCGUUAGUUUUCCAUCUAAGGUCAUGGACACAGAGGAAAGAUCUCAACCAGACACUAUUUAUAAAGUCAGCAAAACAUGAUGUACCUGAACAUAUUCAAUAUGGCCGUCUUCUGAAGGAUCUUGGGAAGGAUGUAAAAGCAUGUGAAGAUCCAGUGAAAUCAGCAACACCUAAGGCACGGAUAGAGAGAAAGAGGAAGAAAAAGAAAAAAGAAGUGGCAAAGAAAAUAGAGGGAUUAGAUAUACUUGAUAUGCACACACAGAGCAAACUGGAAGAGAUGGACAGGGAACGCAAAAAUAUCUAUAAUUUCGAGGAUGAUGAAGAUUCAUCGCAGAAUUCUCGGCUACCAAAAGCUGGUGCCUUCACCGACUCAUCAGGAAAUGAAUCUCCAGAUAAAAUUGCCUCCCGCCAUUCUCUUACUCUAAAAGUCUCAAAUGGUAAAAUUGUUAGUGAACGUAAGGCAAAGAAAGGGGAGUUCCAGCCUUUUGUCAGUGGCAGUGAUAAAGAUGACAGUGAUGAAGAAAGCCUUGUUGUAGAUGAGAACCCCAGCAAAUCACGGAAAACUAAACAACCCAAACUUAAGCUCAAACUUUCAUGCCAUCAUCCUCCGGCCUCAUCUAAAACUUCAGCAACAGAGACAGAGUCUAAGUCACAUGAUCAACCGAAAAGUCAGCCAUCGCAGUUUUCGCCAAAAUCACCAAACAUGCAACAAAAGAAAUCACCAAACAUGCAACAAAAGAAAUCACCAAACAUGCAAUUAAAUCGUCCACCCACAUCUCGUCAGACAAUAACUGUGCCACCGAUUUCGACAUUAUUGCCGCCAAAGUCCGAACCCAUCUCAUCACACACCGAUCUCAGUGCUAUAGCAAGUUCACGGACAAUAAAAUCAGAACCUUCCAUAGUGAAAAGUGAUUUGACAUUAAGUGAUAUUAUAAACCAGUCAGCCUUAAGUAAUUCUCCAUCAACUAUAGGAAAAGUUGAACCGCUUAGUGCGGAAGGAGGUGAAUCUAGUCUUGAACAAGAGUUACGGCGGAAUAUACCUACAAUAAGAGGUGGACUUAAUGGGAGUAUAGCGGAUAUAUUAGAAGCUAGUGGAUAUGGUACAGAAACAGCAUUCACAGUUGAUGAAGAUGUAGAACGAGCUCCGUCACCAAGUAUGAGAGAAGCUAUACAGGGUAUGUUAUCAAUGAGUCGUGGAGGACUUGGCGGGAUGCAGUUGUUUUCUCGUGCUGAGAGUCGACGUCAGGGAAUACGAUCUCGGAGUGCUCUAGCUGAAGAAGAUGAGGAGGAGAAACUGUCAAAGUGCUAUCAAGAUGAUGAGUUUGUUUAUCCUACCCUGGAGAUGGAUGAAGAUGAACAAGAUCAGGUCAUGAGAGGUCACAGUAAACCUAGCAAGGAUACAACAUGGAACCCGAAAGCAAGAGUUAAUAUAUCUGUACCAUUAGGAGAAAGAUCUCAUAGAGAAGGUGUAGCUAAAGAAUCUGUGAAAAAUAGUUUGGAACAGUCUGCUGCCAAAAUUACCUCAGCCCCUAAAGUAAAACGUCCAUACAAAAAGAAGCCUAAAUUGGAUUUAGAUUCCAUUGCCAGUACAUCUAGCUCAUUUCUCUCACCAACUCAUUCAGGUUCAGCAUUCCGGCCAGGAGUCAACAAAGUUGGUGGUUCAUUGUCAGACAGUGCUAACAAACGUAAAAAGCCAAAGAAAGGAGAAGCAACUGCAAAACAGAGGCUUGGAAAAAUUCUUAAGAUACAUAAAUUGGGAAUGCAUUGACGGGGAAAUUUUAGUAUUGCUGAUAUAUAUAUAUAUUUAUUUAUUAACCCCAAAACAAGUCUCAACCCAUCUUUUAUUAUCUAAAUAUGUCAAGCUAAGUUCUACAGAAUUUGUUAUGGUAAUGAUUACCUACAGUAUUAUGGUAAUAAUGAU
Ruditapes philippinarum (Manila clam) is the source of this 3173-nucleotide messenger RNA. Its product is annotated as lysine-specific demethylase 7B-like. Gene Ontology annotation, molecular function: histone demethylase activity; transcription coregulator activity. The record is from RefSeq and is a predicted model, not a curated record. Gene Ontology annotation, biological process: protein demethylation; regulation of transcription by RNA polymerase II. The transcript has 22 exons. Lineage: Eukaryota; Metazoa; Mollusca; Bivalvia; Venerida; Veneridae. The coding region runs from base 24 to 3020 and encodes 998 amino acids.